Messenger RNA from Torulaspora globosa, 2196 nucleotides. It is a transcript of the gene PRT1, whose product is annotated as translation initiation factor eIF3 core subunit b. Bases 1 to 2196 code for a protein of 731 amino acids. Gene Ontology annotation, biological process: translational initiation. Gene Ontology annotation, molecular function: translation initiation factor activity; translation initiation factor binding; RNA binding. The record is from RefSeq and is a predicted model, not a curated record. The transcript has a single exon. NCBI's taxonomy places the organism in Eukaryota, Fungi, Ascomycota, Saccharomycetes, Saccharomycetales, Saccharomycetaceae. Gene Ontology annotation, cellular component: eukaryotic translation initiation factor 3 complex.
AUGGCAACCGAGUUUGAAGAUAUCAAAUUGGAGGAAAUUCCGGUAGAUGAUGUUGAUUUCAUCGACUUGGAAGAGCAAUACAAGGUCACAAAUGAUUUCAGUUUUGAUCAAUAUAUUGUUGUGAGUGGAGCGCCAGUGAUUCCAGAAUCUAAGGUUCCUGUGCUGAAGAAGGCUUUGACGGGUCUUUUCUCUAAAGCUGGCAAAGUGGUGGAUAUGGAGUUUCCCAUUGAUGCCGAGACUAAGAAGAGUAAAGGAUUCUUAUUCGUGGAAUGUGCGUCUGCAGCGGAUGCUGAUAGAAUAAUCAAGGCUUUCCACACCAAGAGACUGGAUUUGAAGCAUAGACUAUAUCUCUACACUGUGAGAGACGUUGAAAAGUACAACUCUGAUUCGUUCGAGGUCGAGUUCAAGGAGCCUGAUAUGCCGGGAUUUGUUCCGUCGAGCGCUUUGAAGAGCUGGCUGCUGGAUGAGCAAGUUAGGGACCAAUAUGUGGUGCAGAAGGACGAUUUGACGACCGUUUUCUGGAACUCGUCUCUGGAAGACGCUGACAACGUUGUCGAAUCAAGGGAAAACUGGUCCAGCAACUAUGUCAGGUUCUCACCAAAAGGUACCUAUCUUUUCUCGUACCACGACCAGGGUGUUGUUGCCUGGGGUGGACCUCAUUUUGAGCGUUUGAGAAGAUUCUACCAUCCUAACGUGAGGACUUCUUCUGUGUCGCCUAACGAAAAAUACCUGGUCACUUUCUCAGCGGACCCCAUUCUGUGCAAGGAUGACGACAAGGACUCUCCAUUCAGCAAGAGAAACGAAGGCCACCAACUUUGUAUUUGGGAAAUCGCAACUGGUCUUUUAAUGACCACUUUCCCUGUGGUGAAAAGCCCAUUUUUGCACUGGCCUCUAGUCAGAUGGUCGUUCGAUGACAGGUACUGCGCACGUAUGGUCGGUGAUACCCUUGUGGUGCACGACUCUAGGAACGGUUUUGCUCCAAUGGACAAUAAGGCUCUGAAGGUUCCCGGCAUCAGGGACUUUUCCUUUGCACCAAGCGGUGUCAAACUAUAUCCUUUCAGACAGAACGACGAGCCAUCAGUACUGUUGGCUUACUGGACGCCUGAGACAAACAAUAUGUCCUGCAAAGGUACUGUUGUCGAGGUUUCUCGCGGCAGGGUUUUGAAGACUGUGAAUCUGGUUCAAGUCUCCGACGUUUCCUUGCAUUGGCAAAAUCAGGCCGAGUUCCUGUGCUUCAACGUUGAACGUCACACCAAGUCCGGAAAGACCUUGUUCAGUAACUUGGAGAUCUGUAAGCUGACUGAGAAGGACAUUCCUGUCGAGAAGAUUGAAUUCAAGGAUUGCGUCAAAGCUUUUGAAUGGGAACCAAAUGGGAACAGAUUUGUUGCUAUCGCUGACCGUGACAUUGGUGACGAUAAUCCAGCUAUUCCAAGGCACGUAAUAAGCUUCUUUGCACCUGAAGCCAGAGAGAAGGAGAAGGGUCAGCAAGUUGCUGGUGUCAAGAAAUGGAAGAAGGUGGUAGAGAUAGCUGACAAGUUCUCAAACACUGUUUCAUGGUCGCCAGCUGGUAGAUUUGUUGUGAUUGCCACUCUUGUGAAACCAAACGUCCGUAAAUCGGAUUUCCUAUUCUUCGACAUGGACUUCGCCGGUGAGAAGAACAUCAAUGAUGUCAAAGACGUCCAAGCCUCCGUGAAGGACGUUGCUAAGCCAACUUUCAUGUCCGCGACCGACAUGACAUGGGAUCCUUCCGGUAGGUUCCUAUGUGUCUGGUCAAGCGCCUUGAAACACAAGAUGGAGAACGGUUUCAAGAUCUACAACGUCGGUGGUGCGCUGGUCAAGGAGGAGACUAUCGCCAACUUCAAGAACUUCGCUUGGAGACCAAGACCUGAGUCUCUGUUGAGCAACGCUGAGAAGAAGAAGGUCAGAAAGAAUCUAAGAGAGUGGUCCGCUCAAUUCGAGGAGCAAGAUGCCAUGGAAGCGGACUCCGCCAUGAGAGACUUGAUCUUGAGACAACGUGAACUAUUGAAAGAAUGGCACGACUACAGAGAAUCGAGCUCCGAACGCAUGCUCGAAGUCUUUGGUUACAAAGCCUUCGACGUUCCUCCGCUGGAUGGCGACGAAGACGAUUACACCAUUAUUGAAGAAGUGAAGGAAGAGAUUCUCGAAGAGACGGAGGAAAAGGUUGACGAUGAAUAA